This is a messenger RNA of Prosopis cineraria, 5702 nucleotides long. Its product is annotated as receptor-like serine/threonine-protein kinase SD1-7. Gene Ontology annotation, biological process: protein phosphorylation; recognition of pollen. NCBI's taxonomy places the organism in Eukaryota, Viridiplantae, Streptophyta, Magnoliopsida, Fabales, Fabaceae. The transcript is spliced from 14 exons. Gene Ontology annotation, molecular function: ATP binding; protein kinase activity. The record is from RefSeq and is a predicted model, not a curated record. Bases 262 to 5175 code for a protein of 1637 amino acids.
CGAUGCUCUAUUUACUUUAGAGAUUGACAAUGACCAGCACCAACCUUCUCAUUCAAAACUCAUUUUUCUUUUCUUAUUCUAAUUGAUCACUUAGAUAGCACCUGCAAGCUACUUUUAAUUCUUUUGAACUUCUAGCAUGAUGUUUCUUACGGCUUUGACAAUUCUGCAUUGCAUGUACCCAAAAAACAGAAAACAAUUCUGCAUUGCGAAACACAGAAAAUAACUCUAUGAUCCAUCCCGAGACCCAGAAAAGUUGAACCAAUGGGCACUCUCUGUUUCAUGAGCAUCGUUGCUUUUGUUCUUGUCUAUGGUUUCAAACCUUCCGUGGCAGUUAGUUCCAUUCGUCAGUCCCAAAGCCUCAGUGACGCCCCAAGAACAACCUUGGUUUCCCAAGGUGGAAAUUUUGAGCUCGGUUUCUUCACCCCAGGAAACUCUGACAAACGCUACCUGGGAAUUUGGUACAGGAAAAUCCCACAAACUGUUGUUUGGGUGGCAAACAGCGUCAACCCAAUUAAAGAUUCCUCCGGCGUAUUAACGUUAAACACCACCGGCAACCUCGUCCUCACCCAAAACAACACCGUCGUCUGGUACACAACUUUAACAAAGCAGGCUCAGAAUCCAGUGGCAGAGCUCUUAGAUUCUGGGAACUUUGUGGUGAGGGAAGUAAAUGAAGCAAACCCAGAAGUUUACUUAUGGCAAAGCUUCGAUUACCCUUCUGAUACAUUACUUCCUGGGAUGAAGCUAGGAUGGGACCUGAGAACUCGUCAGAAUAAGAAAAUAGCAGCUUGGAAGAGCUCAGAUGAUCCAACCCCAAGUGGAUUUUCUUGGGAGUUAUUGCUUCAUAACUAUCCAGAGUUUUUCCUUAUGAAGGGUUCAGAGAAGUUCAUGAGAAUUGGACCUUGGAAUGGUUUAUAUUUCAGUGGUGUACCAGAUCUAAAGCCAAACCCGAUUUAUGAUUUCAACUUUGUAUCCACUACGGACGAGGUUUACUACAUUUAUAGCCUUAAUAACACUUCUGUGAUCUCAAGACUGAUGAUGAACCAAACCAAGUCUCAGGGCAUACGUUAUGUGUGGGUGGAAGCAUACCAAAAUUGGAUGACUUAUCAGUCACUGCCUAAAGAUUAUUGUGAUAACUAUAACCUCUGCGGACCAAAUGGGAAUUGCAUUAUCAGUGAUUCACCAGUUUGCCAAUGCUUGAAAGGGUUCAAGCCUAAGAUACCACAAGCUUGGAACUCAAUGGAUUGGUCAGGCGGAUGUGUGAGAAAUGAAGCAUUGAACUGUAGUAAUGGAAGCAAGGAUGGGUUUAUCAGGUUGGCUGGGUUGAAAGUGCCAGAAACUGAACACACUUGGAUAAAUCAAAGUAUGAGCCUAGAGGGAUGCAGAAAGAAGUGUCUGAGUAAUUGUUCUUGCAUGGCCUAUACAAGUUCUAAUAUAUCAGGAGCGGGCAGUGGCUGCGUCAUGUGGUUUGGGGACUUAAUUGAUAUCAGACAGUCUACUUCUGAUGGGCAGGAUCUGUUUAUUCGAAUGGCUAAUUCGGAAUUAGAGGAAGAAAGGGAGAGCAAGAAGAAACUGACAAUAACAAUUGUUUCAACCUUGGGUGGCAUUUCCGUGAUGCUUUUACUAGGUUUUUGUUGUUAUACCUACCAAGACCAGAGGAAGAGGAAGAUGACUGAUAAACCAGAUAACAACGAAGAAGAUCAAAAUACGGGAGAAAAUGUGGAUGAUCUGGAUCUCCCAUUGAUUGACUUUUCAACAAUAUCUGUCGCCACCAAUAACUUCUCAUUAGAGAGAAAGAUAGGAGAAGGAGGUUUUGGACCAGUAUAUAGGGGAGAAUUAGUCCAUGGGCAAGAGAUUGCUGUUAAGAGGCUUUCAGGAAGCUCAAGGCAAGGCAUAAUUGAGUUCAAGAAUGAAGUAAAACUGAUAGCGAAACUUCAGCACCGAAAUCUUGUCAAGCUUCUUGGUUGUUGCACCCAAGUGGAUGACAAAAUGUUGGUGUACGAAUACAUGCCUAAUGGCAGCUUGGACAGCUUCAUUUUUGAUGACAUAAAAGGCAAGGUGCUAGAUUGGCCUAAACGAUUCCAUAUUAUUUGUGGAAUUGCUAGGGGCCUUGUCUAUCUUCAUCAAGAUUCUAGGUUAAGGAUUAUUCACCGAGAUCUCAAAGCAAGCAAUAUUUUGCUUGAUCACAAGCUAAAUCCAAAAAUUUCAGAUUUCGGCAUAGCUAGAAUCUUUGGUGGGGACCAAAUUGAAGGAAACACAAAGCGAGUAGUUGGCACUUAUGGAUAUAUGGCACCAGAAUAUGCCAUAGAUGGUCUUUUUUCCAUUAAAUCAGAUGUUUUUAGUUUUGGUAUAUUGCUAUUGGAGAUUAUAAGCGGAAAGAGAAGUAGAGGGUUCUAUCAUCCAAACCACUCCCUCAACUUAAUUGGUCAUGCUUGGAAUCUGUGGAAAGAAGGAAGUGCAAUAGAACUCAUAGACUCAAACUUAGUGGAAUCCUGCAAUCUAUCAAAAGUACUACGUUGCAUUCAUGUUGGCCUCUUGUGUGUCCAACACUACCCCGAGGAUAGGCCUACCAUGCCCUCUGUGGUUCUAAUGUUGGGAAGUGAAACUGAACUGGCUCAACCUAAAGCACCUGGUUUUUAUACCAAGAAGGAUUUCAUUGAAACAAAUUCUAGCACAUGCCAAAUGGAAAUUAACUCCACCAACGAAGUAACCAUUACCUUGUUAGAAAUGGGAAAUAAUCAUUUUGCAAGUAUUACUAUUGCUCAUAUACUUCUAUGUCUGCAAGUUUCCUUAGCAUUAGACUACAUUUCUCAGUCACAAUCCAUUAAAGAUGACGGCGCAACCUUCGUUUCCGAAAGUGGAACCUUUGAACUUGGAUUCUUCAGUCCUGGAAAUUCCAACAACCGCUACCUGGGAAUAUGGUACAAGAAUAUCCCAAUUCAAACGGUAGUUUGGGUCGCAAAUCGGAACAACCCAAUCAACGAUUCCUCCGGCAUCUUAACACUAAACAGCACCGGAAGUCUAGUCCUCACCCAAAACCACACAAUAGUUUGGUCCACACCCUCCGUGAAAAACCCACAAAACCCAGUAGCCAAUCUAUUGGAAUCUGGAAAUCUUGUGGUUAGAGAGGAGAAAGAAGCAGGCCCAGAAACCUAUGUGUGGCAAAGUUUUGAUAACCCAACUGAUACAUUCUUGCCAGGUAUGAAAUUUGGGUGGGACUUAAGAACUGGUCUAAACAGGCGUCUGGUAGCUUGGAAGAGUCCAGAUGAUCCUUCUACAGGAGAUUUCUCUUGGGGGAUGGUGCUUAAUAAUUAUCCUGAUGCCUAUAUGAUGAAGGGACCCCAGAAAUUCUACCGAGCUGGACCAUGGAACGGCCUUCGCCCAAGUGGUUCGCCACAAAUCAAGGCCAACCCCAUUUAUGAUUACAAGUUUGUGUCCAAUAAGGAUGAGAUUUACUUCAUGUAUCAGCUCAGCAAUCAUUCUGUUAUCUCAAGACAAGUAUUGAACAUAACAGCUCAUGCUCGUCAACGUUAUGUAUGGAUAGAAUCUCAGCAAGUUUGGAGGAUAUAUCAAACAGUGCCAUUGGACUAUUGUGAUAGUUAUGGCCUCUGUGGAGCUUACGGAAUCUGCAUAAUUUCAGGAUCCCCAGUUUGUCAAUGCUUGAAAGGGUUUAGUCCCAAGUCGCCAAAAAAAUGGAACUCCAUGGAUUGGUCUAUAGGAUGUGUCCGAAAUGAACCAUUAAGCUGCAAGGAUGGCUUUGUCAAAAUGAGUAAUUUGAAGCUACCAGAUACUGCAAAUACAUGGUUGGAUGAGACAAUCUCUCUAGAAGAAUGCAGAAACAAAUGCUUGAACAAUUGUUCUUGUAUGGCCUAUACGAAUUCAGACAUAAGAGGUCAAGGUAGUGGCUGUGCCAUGUGGUUUGGAGACCUAAUUGACAUUAGACAAUUUUCGGGUGGUGGGCAGGAUUUGUAUGUUCGAAUGGCUGCCUCAGAAUUAGGUGAAGUACGAAGGAGCAAGAAGAAGUUGACUAUAAUAGUUGUCUCAACCUUGGCUGCAAUUUCCGCAAUGCUUUUGCUCGGUUUUUGUUGUUAUAUCUACCUUGACCAGAGGAACAUCAAAGAGAAAUCAGAAAACGAAGAAGAUCAGAAGGAGGGGGACAGGGUUGAUGAUCUGGAUCUCCCUUUGCUUGAUUUUGAAACUGUAGCUGUUGCCACCAAUAACUUCUCGGAGGAGAAAAAGAUUGGAGAAGGAGGUUUUGGACCUGUAUAUAAGGGAAGAUUAGUACAUGGGCAAGAAAUUGCUGUGAAGAGGCUUUCACAAAGAUCAGGACAAGGAAUGACAGAGUUCAAAAAUGAAGUUAAAUUGAUUGCAAAACUUCAGCACCGAAAUCUUGUAAAACUUCUUGGUUGUUGCAUCAAAGGAAAAGACAAAAUGCUGGUGUAUGAAUACAUGCCUAACAGCAGCUUGGACUAUUUCAUUUUUGAUAACACCAAAGGCAGGAUCCUAGAUUGGCCUAAACGCUACAACAUUAUUUGUGGAAUUGCCCGGGGUCUUCUUUAUCUUCACCAAGAUUCUAGAUUGAGGAUUAUUCAUAGAGAUCUUAAAGCAAGUAAUGUUUUAUUAGAUGACAAGUUAAACCCCAAGAUAUCAGAUUUUGGCAUUGCUAAAAUAUUUGGAGGAGACCAAAUUGAAGGAAACACAAAGCGAGUAGUUGGGACUUAUGGGUACAUGGCACCAGAAUAUGCAGCCGAUGGACUUUUCUCUAUAAAAUCUGACGUAUUCAGUUUUGGUAUUUUGGUACUGGAAAUUAUAAGCGGGAAGAGAAGUAGAGGAUUUUAUCAUCCUGACCAGUCCCUCAACCUCAUUUGUCAUGCUUGGAGUCUAUGGAAAGAAGGAAGGGAUUUUGAAUUAAUUAACUCAGAGCUGGAGGAAUCUUGCAUCCUAUCAAAAGUACAACGUUGCAUCCAUAUAGGCCUCUUAUGUGUCAAGCAAUACACGGAAGAUAGACCAACCAUGUCUACUGUGGUUCUAAUGUUGGGGAGUGAAACUAAAUUGCCUCAGCCUAAGGAGCCUGCUUUCUACACCAAGAAAGAUUUCAUUGAACCCUAUUUCUUCUCAGGCAAAAUGGACAUUAACUCCACCAACGAAUCAACUAUUACCUUAUUAGAAGCACCAUGAUCUAUGGUGUAUGUAGAAGAGGAGCAAGAAAUAUUUUCUUGGAAAGAGUAUCUACUAAUUAUCUCCGUACAGAACGCGAUUUUUUUUUUUUUUGACUGGCCAGCGGUUCCGCUGUUGUGUUUUGAUUCAUGAGGGCUGUAUAGAUUUUGAUAUCAUUCAAUUUAUUAAUAGCAAAGCUCAGUCAUCAAUUUGCUCGUCCAAUUAGUUUCACGCCUAGUAUAAUUAUUAGUCAUACAAAGUUAGGGACUCUCGACUUCCUUUUCCUCUGUUGGUGGCAAUAUUCUCAAUCUUCCGCAGAACUUUCUAGUAGUCCUAGAUAAGUGUUUCUUUCAUAAAGCCUUAAAUCCAGCCAUAGGACUUACCUGAAAUGCACAAUGCGGAGGCCAAUGGUUGUAAAUGGUGGAAACUGAGGGAGGAUGACACCGCCAGCCACCAGUGCAGGCUAAAGGUAGAGGCAGCUAGGCCCGCGUCAGCUCGAGUCCUGAUCUCCAGUUGUGACUGUAUGCGCUUGGCUGAUUACGUGGCCG